Molecule: messenger RNA, 1640 nt
Organism: Sphaerodactylus townsendi
Lineage: Eukaryota; Metazoa; Chordata; Lepidosauria; Squamata; Sphaerodactylidae
Product: tyrosine-protein phosphatase non-receptor type 11-like
Exons: 13
Coding region: 78-1640 (520 amino acids)
Biological process (GO): protein dephosphorylation
Molecular function (GO): protein tyrosine phosphatase activity
Source: RefSeq, a predicted model, not a curated record
CCAGCGGGUGCAGAAGCGGCGGGCGCAGCUGCGGGGCUUGGCUGCAACCGGCUGCUCUUCCCGGGGCUGGAGCUGCCAUGACCUCCCGCAGGUGGUUUCACCCAAACAUCAGUGGAAUAGAAGCGGAGAAGUUACUGUUAACCAGAGGGGUCCAUGGCAGCUUCCUGGCUCGGCCCAGCAAAAGCAACCCGGGAGACUUCACUUUAUCCGUCAGGAGGAACGAUGAGGUGACCCACAUUAAGAUCCAGAACACAGGUGACUACUAUGACCUCUAUGGUGGGGAGAAGUUUGCCACUUUGGCCGAGCUGGUCCAGUAUUACACGGAGCAGCAGGGUCUGCUACGAGAGAGGAACAGCAACAUCAUAGAGCUGAAAUACCCCCUCAAUUGCCAGGAUCCGACCUCGGAGAGAUGGUACCACGGCCACUUGACAGGCAAAGAAGCUGAAAAGAUCCUGACAGACAAAGGCAAACCGGGGAGUUUCCUAGUACGGGAAAGCCAAAGCAAACCGGGAGACUUCGUCUUGUCGGUGCUGACAAACGAGGACAAAGCCGACACGGGGGACCGGAAGCCCCGCGUGACCCACAUAAUGAUCCGGUAUCAGCCUGAUGGGAAAUACGAUGUCGGAGGCGGUGAACACUUUGACACUCUUACAGACCUGGUGGAGCAUUAUAAGAAGAACCCCAUGGUGGAAAAGUCUGGGGCUGUCGUGCAUCUGAAACAGCCUUUCAACACCACCCGGAUCAACGCAGCCAACAUUGACAACCGGGUGAAGGAGCUGAACAAAAUGGCCGACCAAAGCGAGAAGUCCAAGCAAGGAUUCUGGGAGGAGUUUGAGAUGUUACAGCAACAGGAAUGUAAACUCCUCUAUCCCCGGAAAGAAGGACAGCGGGUGGAAAAUAAAGGGAAGAAUCGCUACAAAAAUAUACUUCCCUUUGACACAACGCGAGUGGCUCUCCAAGACGUGGACGAAAGUGUUCCUGCUUCUGAUUACAUCAACGCCAAUUAUGUUAAGAAUAUUCUCGAAGAUGGGAGAAGUGCCGAACAUGGCAAGGUCUAUAUUGCCACUCAGGGGUGCCUCCAAACCACAGUGAACGACUUUUGGGCCAUGGUGUACCAAGAGAACGCUCACGUCAUCGUAAUGACAACCAGGGAGGUGGAGCGAGGAAGGAAUAAAUGUUUCCGCUACUGGCCGGAUAAACACUGCACUAAGGAGUAUGGCUGUGUCAGCAUAAGGAAUAACGGCGAACAGGAAAUCCAGGGUUACCACAUCCGAGAUCUGGAGAUCGUACGGACGAACAGGACACCGAUCCGACGGACAACCCUGCCCCGGAGUAGGCCUGCUCUGCCCUGUGUCAACAUCCUCCUUGCUUCUGAUGUCACAAAGACACGGCUCCCAUUGGCUGGCUCCAGCCAUGCUAAGGAAGGGGGUGUGGCUUUGCUUGUUGACAAACUGGACCGGCUGGAACAGCUUUGGGAGAGAAGCAGCCGGGUUCCCAGGAACCCUGCCCACGUGGGGAAGCACGUCUCGAAAUCUACAACUGGAAAUGCCUGCACAGGAGCUAAAGCCACUCACCCACCACGCCACGGCCACGGUUCCUCGGGUCCACAUAGAGAAGAGGAGGAGAGCUUCAAAAAUUGA